Nannospalax galili (Upper Galilee mountains blind mole rat) is the source of this 1187-nucleotide messenger RNA. It is a transcript of the gene Bag1, whose product is annotated as BCL2 associated athanogene 1. Gene Ontology annotation, molecular function: adenyl-nucleotide exchange factor activity; protein-folding chaperone binding. The record is from RefSeq and is a predicted model, not a curated record. The coding region runs from base 357 to 1016 and encodes 219 amino acids. Gene Ontology annotation, cellular component: cytosol; nucleus; cytoplasm. Gene Ontology annotation, biological process: protein stabilization. Lineage: Eukaryota; Metazoa; Chordata; Mammalia; Rodentia; Spalacidae. The transcript is spliced from 7 exons.
UGGCUGCGCGCACCUCGGCCCUGCCGGGAGCCGCGCCAGUCGGACCCCCGACAGAGCGGGGCUCGCCCACCUCUCAGCGUUCCUCGGGUCGCAGUGCAGCCCGUAGGCAUGACCGAUCCACCAGGGGCGCCGCCGCCUCGGGCGCUUGCAGGCCGCGGCUGAAGAAGAAAGUCCGUUGCCACUCCGCUCAGAGCGAGGUGACCCGCAGCAAGGAGGUGACCAGGGGGAAGAAAGUGAGCCGGAGCAAGGUGAUCCGGGCGAAGGAGGUGACCCUGGCCGAGGAGACGACUCAGACCGAGGAGGUGACCCUGUCCGAGGAGGUGACCCAGACCGAGGAGGUGACCCAGUUCGAGGCGAUGGCCCUGCCGGAGGAGAUGGCCCAGACCGAGGAGAUGACCACAGCCGGGCUCAGCGUGACCGUCACGCACAGCAAUGAAAAGCAUGACCUUCUUAUUACCCCACAGCAGAGUGAUGGUGAACCAACUGUACAAGACCUGGCUCAGGCUGUUGAGGAGGCCACAGGGGUUCCACUGCCUUUUCAGAAGCUCAUAUUUAAGGGAAAAUCUCUAAAAGAAAUGGAGACACCAUUGUCAGCACUUAGAAUACAAAAUGGUUGCCGGAUCAUGUUAAUUGGAGAAAAGAGCAAUCUAGAGGAAGAGGUUGAGCUAAAGAAGUUGAAAGACUUGGAGAAAUCUGUAGAGAAGACAGCUAGCCGCCUGGAAGAGGUGAACAAAGAGCUCACUGGAAUCCAGCAGGGUUUUCUGGCUAAGGAACUGCAAGCAGAGGCUCUCUGCAAACUUGAUAGGAGAGUAAAGGCCACAGUAGAACAGUUCAUGAGGAUCUUGGAGGAGAUUGACACAAUGGUUCUACCAGAGGAUUUUAAAGAUAGUAGACUAAAAAGGAAGAGUUUGGUGAAAAAAGUUCAGGCAUUCCUAGCUGAGUGUGACACGGUGGAGCAGUACAUCUGCCAGGAGACUGAGCGGCUGCAGUCUGCAAACUUGGCCCUUGCUGAAUGAAGUGCAGUAGAGAGGCUGUGCUGGCCUGAAGAGCGGCAUUACAGCUCUGCCCUCUCUGGAACAGAAGUUGCCUGUUUUUCCAGGGCUGCCAGAGGCAACUGGCUAAUUGCCAAUUUUCCUACUCCUUCACUGGUUCUCAGUGAAAAAGUACUGUCAUCGGAACCUAAAGUA